Geodia barretti is the source of this 397-nucleotide messenger RNA. NCBI's taxonomy places the organism in Eukaryota, Metazoa, Porifera, Demospongiae, Tetractinellida, Geodiidae. The record is from the annotation of a GenBank genome assembly.
AGUCACAUGUCUUUGUACAGCCGAUCGGAGAAGAACAGCAGGUGGCUCUGCGCAGGCCUUCUGGCCAAAUAGUCGAGUUUUGCUCAAUGUUUUCCGUUGUUUUUGUUCUAUGUAUCUGCAGUUGCACACCUAAUCAAAGAUGCUGCAGUACCCAACAUUAAAAGAUAGGGUCUUUAUAAGCCACAAAAGUAUCCACCUACUUGCACCGACCCAAGUGCAGCGUGGGACAUACAAGGGCUGGACUGAUUCACAAAUGGAGCAGGCCCUCCAGGCAGUGGUUGCUGGCGACGCAUCUAUACGGAGGGCGGCGUUAGAUUAUCAUGUGCCCAAGUCGUCUCUUGGUGACCGCGUUAGCGGCCGAACGGCGCCAGGAACUAAGAGUGGCCCACCACCAUAC